This is a messenger RNA of Penicillium oxalicum, 3000 nucleotides long. RefSeq names its product FUSC family protein. The coding region runs from base 1 to 3000 and encodes 999 amino acids. The record is from RefSeq and is a predicted model, not a curated record. Lineage: Eukaryota; Fungi; Ascomycota; Eurotiomycetes; Eurotiales; Aspergillaceae. The transcript is spliced from 5 exons.
AUGCGGCUACCAUAUUCGCAUGUUCAAAAUGACUCGGAUAUGCGCCACGACGCCCUUGAGGAAAUGGAUGAACUCGAACCUUUUAUUCUCAGCGAGGAUGGACCUACAGAGAGAAGAUUGCCUCGGCGCCUUCUUGACUGGAUUUCACAGACUUGGCGUCAAGCAAAGCCGGUGCUUGCUUCUGGACAGGUAGUCGGCAUAUUCAAAUGCAGUCUCGCAUAUUUACUUGCCUCCAUGGCAGUCUUCAUCCCCGUCGUCGGAGCACUCCUCGGUAACCAUUAUGGUAAACACUUGGUGGCAACGAUCACAGUCUAUUUCCAUCCAGCGCGAUCGCAAGGUGCCAUGUACAAGGCGCUGAUUUGUGCGUCCGUGGCCUUUCUUUUCGCGACUUUUCUUUCGUUGGGGAGCAUGUGGGUAACGAUCUUCUUUCAAAGAAGGCAUGGCUUGAUCGAGUUGGGCCAUGCGUUUGUGUUGGUUGUCUUCGUGACGGGUGGAUUUGGACUGAUUGGAUGGAUCAAGCAACGACAACAAGAUCCGCUCGUCAAUAUCGCAUGCUCCUUGGCUUCAUUGGCCUCGAUCUUGGUCUUGACUAAAGAAGGCGCGGUCCAGUCGGGGGAUCUGUCCUUCACAAAGAUCUCUCAGAUUCUCAGGAUGCUACUUCUCGGCAUUGGCAUCUCAACAGCGGUGUCUUUUGUCGUGUUUCCCGUUUCUGCACGGUCCAAGUUCCACCAAGAGUUGUCUGUUUUGACAAGUACCACAAUAAUGAUGCUCACGGGUAUUACCAAGAGCUUCACUCAUGGCAGGAACCAGGACAUUCAGACCCGGGAAUUUGUCACGUCAGCGCCGCUUCAUGAUGAGACGUUCGGUCGAUUGACUAUCUUGCUUGCUGAGACGAAGCUUGAGCACUACGUGAUUGGAACGAGGCGAGAGCACUUGAUGGAAAAAAAGCUGAUGCGCCUCAUUCAAGAUAUCACCCAUAGUCUAGGUGGUCUGCGCACCGCAGCGGCUUUACAAUCCAGGUUGCUUGCAGAAACUAAGCAUCGACACACGCCCCGAAACUCGAUUUCGACUCGUUACCCUCUCGAUGCCAUAAAUUCCAACAAUGCUGCGCAGCGUGGAGGGAUUGAAGCUCGCCGUAGUGAUAAUUCUCCAGACCGCAAGAGCGAGCCUUCUAGCUUUGUUCCAGAAGGAGAAGAUGUGCCAUUGUCAAGUCAUUCACCAGCCGAGAUCUUUGAGCAACUAACAGCGGGACUUACGGCAUCAAUUUUGUCACUUUCCCGCACGUUGCGUGAGAUAUUCAUCAAUGUCAAUCUCGGGCCCCCGACCGAGCAUAGGCGCAUGAUGAACGACGAAUUGAUGACGAGGAUCACGGAGGCAGUUGACCAGUACCGAGAUGCCCGCCGUUCUGCCUUUUUAUCACUACGUCGAGAUUGGGGAAGGAUAUCGCCCGCACAAGUCGAUAAGGCAAGACUUGAGGAGAUCUUUGCUAACUGUGAAUAUUUCUCGGUAUCUUUGCUUGAACUAAGUGAGCAGCUCAGAGAACUUGUCUUGUGCAUGUCGGAAUUGCAAGCCGAACUUGAUCUACGGUCCACGAAAAACGCAUGGAGUUGGCUACAACGCGCCUGUCAGCCACUUUGUCGGAGAAACUUGACGCAGGUGGCUCAGACUGACUCAGCGACAGGCGACACACAUUCACGAGAGGACUUGCGGCAUUUGUCACAUUCACUUCCAUUGACGUCUUAUUCGCAGAGAGUAACGCGUAUUUUGACACAGCGCCUGGAACCUCGUGGCGACGUUGUCCGGCCUUUCGAAUUCCUACGAAAGGAUGAGAUGAAGUUUGCGCUCAAGGUAGGCAUCGGUGCAGCCCUCUUUGCGCUUCCGUCUUUCGUAUCUGUCACCAGGCCGAUAUAUCUCGCCUGGCGUGGUGAAUGGGGCCUGAUUUCGUAUAUGCUGGUAUGCUCGAUGACUAUUGGUGCAUCGAACACAACAGGAUUUUCGCGUUUUCUGGGAACUUGUAUCGGCGGGCUUUGCUCGAUCGGAGCCUGGUAUUUUUCUGGGGCAGACGCAGUGAAGUUGGCGCUCACCGGCUUUGCCAUGGCCGUUGGUCCUUUUUACCUGAUUCUUGUGAAGGGCCAGGGGCCUAUGGGUCGCUUCAUCUUACUGACAUAUAAUCUGUCGGUGCUCUACGCAUUUUCGCACAUACAGACCGAUGCGACUGACCCGGAGGAUGGGGUUGAACAUCUCGAUAUCACCUCCAUCGUCCUGCGUCGAGUAGUCUCUGUGAUGCUCGGGAAUGCCUGGGGAAUCAUCGUCACUCGAGGUAUCUGGCCGAUUCGGGCGCGAACGAAGUUGGACGAGACCCUACACUCGCUAUGGCUUCACCUUGCUGCUGCUUGGAAAUCUAAUCCGUUGGAUGCGCUGUCUGAAGAACAUGCUCAAUGUCCUGUUCUCUUCAUCAAAGCUCAGGACAGAGCCGAAAUACAACGGUUGUUGUCUCAACUUGAUCCUCUCCGGAAGUCAGCAUUAUCCGAGUUCGAGCUCCGGGAUCACUUUCCGGAAGCCACCUAUAGCAAGGUCAUUCAGCGCACGAGAGAUAUUGUGGACGACUUUCAUUCUCUGGACCUGGUCCUUUCACACCUGGCCACACCCACAGAGGGACAAGUCUCCCUUUUGCACCACACAGUGACGACUAGACGGCGGCUGUCCGACUGUAUUGGUCAUCUUUUCACUACUAUUGCCUCCACCGUUGAUCUUGGGCAUAGCCUGAGUGACGUCCCUGCCAAUGUAGACCGCGCUCGAGACGAGCUACUCGCUCAGAUUUCUCGAUUCCGACACGACAAACAGGCAUCACACCUGACCCAUGACGAGGAUUACGCUUUGCUCUACGCUUAUAUUAUCGUGAGCGGCCAGCUGUCGGAUGAGCUUUUGCAGAUCACCGCGGAAUUAGGCCAUAUUUUCCCGGCAUCUGAUGAUGCUCUUGUGGGCGCCGUGAGGGUGUGA